Triticum turgidum subsp. durum (durum wheat) is the source of this 1209-nucleotide messenger RNA. Lineage: Eukaryota; Viridiplantae; Streptophyta; Magnoliopsida; Poales; Poaceae. The record is from the annotation of a GenBank genome assembly.
AUGGCAGCCGCCGACAUCCGCCUCUCCGUCGCCCACCAGACGCGCUUUGCACUCCGCCUCGCCUCCGCCAUCUCCUCGCCCUCCAACGCCGACGGUGCCGCCGGCAACGCAGCCUUCUCCCCGCUCUCUCUCCACGUCGCGCUCAGCCUCGUCGCCGCCGGCGCGGGCGGUGCCACCCGCGAUCAGCUGGCCGCUACACUCGGUGCCGAAGGGCCCGGCGAGGCGGAGAGCCUCCACGCGCUCGCCCAGCAGGUGGUGCAGCUGGUGCUCGCCGACGCAUCGGUCGAGGGCGGUCCGCGCGUCGCGUUCGCUAACGGCGUCUUCGUCGACACGUCGACGCCGCUCAGGUCGUCCUUCAAGGAGGUCGCCGUUGGGAAGUACAAGGCCGAGACCCACUCCGUCGACUUCCAAACUAAGGCUGCUGAAGUUGCGUGUCAAGUGAACACAUGGGUAGAGAAACUCACAUCAGGUCUCAUCAAAGAGAUCCUACCGGAUGGAUCUGUCGACAGCACCACUAGACUUGUUCUUGGCAAUGCCCUUUAUUUCAAAGGAGCAUGGACAGAGGAGUUUGAUGCAUCCAAGACCAAAGACGGCGAGUUCCACCUUCUUGACGGGAGCUCAGUACAAGCAUCAUUCAUGUCUAGCACAAACGAGCAGUAUCUUUCGUCUCACGACAACUUGAAAGUACUCAAGCUUCCUUACCGGCAAGGCGGGGACAUGAGGCAAUUUUCCAUGUACAUACUUCUCCCAGAAGCAAAUGACGGUCUUUGGAACUUGGCCGGAAAGGUGAGCUCGGAACCAGAGUUCCUAGAGAAGCAUACCCCAACUGAGAAGGUCCUAGUCAGAAAUUUCAAGCUUCCCAAGUUCAAGAUUUCGUUUGGAUUCGAAGCUUCCAGUUUGCUCAAAGGUUUGGGACUGCAUCUCCCAUUUAGCUGUGAAGCCGAUCUUUCGGAGAUGGUGGAUUCAGCAGCGGAGCAGAAUUUGUACAUCUCCUCAGUUUUCCACAAGUCCUUUGUUGAAGUGAAUGAAGAAGGAACAGAGGCUGCAGCCGCAACGGCUGCAGUGGUUAUGCUAAUGUCACUGCCAUUAGACCCGCCAAUGGAGAUGGAUUUUGUCGCAGAUCACCCAUUCCUGUUCGUGAUCCGAGAAGAUUUGACUGGUGUGGUGUUGUUUGUUGGCCAUGUGGUCAAUCCUUUACUUGCAGCAUAG